AUGACCCUCCCCGUCGCCGGAGAGUCGCCGCCAAAGACCGAAAACGAGAAUCAAGGAUCCGAAGUGCCGACGAAGAUCAACCGGAAAUCUCUGAGGAAGCGCCGUCGGUUGGAGGACCGCGAAGCUCGGCGGAGAGAGAAGAAAAUUAGAGGGACAUUGUUGGCUGCCAGUUUUCCGAGCUAUUGCCUGAGGCAAGGCAUCGGGGAUUUGCAGUGCGUUGGCGAAAAACACCGUUCUCAGCACCGGAAGAGGCUGUGGCGGCUCCUUAACAAGCUCCUCCUGCGGCACAAUUGGGCGGAGGCGGGCGGCGUGUUGAGUGUCUUGCUCCAGGCUACUGCUGCUGACAGAUCCCCCUCCGUAAACCGAGCAAAAUAUUCGGCUGCAUUGGAGCUGCUUGUUAAAAUAAAAGACAAAACUGUGAGCUCGAGGAGAAUACAAAGUGUCUAUGAGCUAUGGAUGAAAAAGCUUGGAUCAUUGCAUUUUAACUGGUCAACAAUUAUCUCCCAAGAGAAGUUUGCCGUGGGAUGCGAAUUCACUCUUAAUUGCUUACAACAUGGGAAUAUAGAGGAUGCAUAUCAAACUGCUCUUUGUGCCAUGCAGGAGAAAUGUUUUGAUGGUCACCCUCUUGCAAAUUUGGUGGUUGGCUUGACAUUUUAUGAGUUGUGGUAUUCUGAUGUUCCUAAGGAGUUACAGAUGACAAAGCUGGACAUAUCUGGCACGUAUGUUUCCCCAGAAGUUCCUGGUGAUGGCAUUGGCAUGCGAAUGGAUUUUAGCAGGGGUAAUGAUGCUCUAGAAGCAGAAGAAUCCAAUUCUGGCUCACAGUGUGAUUUGAACACCUCAGUGGCCUUUAAUAAAGUAGUUGAAAACAGUGAGAGCCAGCAGAUAAGACCGAUGGACGUUGAUGAUAAUGUGAAGAAGGAAACUUCUUAUGCCAGUUCUCAAUCAUGUAAGUCGGGCAUGGAGUCAGCCAAAGCAGGAGGAGAUAGUGAGCAUUCCUUAUCUAACUAUAGCGGUGACCUUCCCAGUGUCUCUAUCUUCUACACCAGAGAUCUUCCGUCCUGGCUGUUGCCUAUCAAACUGCAGAGUUCUCAUGAAAACUUGGAGGAUGCCUUUUACACUCACAGAAAAUUGCAUAACAACCACUACAAGAGUGCAUUGAAGCAUUUACACAUUGCUCUUAACUCAACACCACCAGUUGUUGAGGCGCUCCAUCCACUGAUACAGAUGCUACUCCUUGGAGAUCAGGUCCAGGAGGCCAUUGAUGAACUUGAAACUUUAUCUCGUAGCUUGGACUCGUUAAUCCUACUCAGACUGAAAGCAAGUAUCUUGGAGCAUUUUGAUAGUGCCAAUUUUGUUAAAAUUUAUACUUGCUAUGAAGACAUCUUGAAGAAGGACCCAGCAUGCAGUGACUCCUUGGCAAAACUUAUAUUAAUGCAUCGCGGAGGAGAUUAUGACACUCAGAGUUUGGUGGAGAUGAUAGCCUUGCACUUGGAGGCCACAUACGGAUCAUGCGAUACGUGGCGCGAAUUAGCAUCUUGCUUUCUGAGACUCUCUCAAUGUCAAGAAGACAGGAUUUCCAGCUGUGGUGUUAGCAGUGAUGGGCACGAUCAAGGACGUCUAGGACAUUCUAACAGCAAUCCAGAGUUAUUCACUCGCGGGGAAUCUGGAAAAACCUGGAGAUUUCGUGCCAAGUGGUGGUUAAGCCGCCACUUUAACGAUAGAAUCCUGAUAUCAGAUAUUUCAUCAGGUGAUUUGAAGCUUUUGACAUUCAAAGCAGCCGUGGCUUCACAUAUUUAUGGACGACGUUUUAGAUAUGUUGUGAAGCAAGGAAUAUUUGAUAAUGUGUUUUGCAGUUGCUUCAAAAAUCCUUCCUACCACAGCACCAGUGAACUACCACUUCCCUGGUCACUUGCUCAAAUACAAAUCGUCCGGUAA
Molecule: messenger RNA, 1935 nt
Organism: Striga hermonthica
Lineage: Eukaryota; Viridiplantae; Streptophyta; Magnoliopsida; Lamiales; Orobanchaceae
Source: the annotation of a GenBank genome assembly